CUUGCGGCAGAGGGAUGCUGUAUCACCUGACCAGGACUCUGGAGAGGCAAUGGCGACGCCCGUCCUGCGCUGGUGCUGUCCUGGAAGGCGUUGGGUUUUCGCCGGGAUUGGCGGCGUUUCUUGCCACGGAAGAGGGGUUCCAACUGGGUCCACGUCCAGCGGGAAGAGGGGACAGAGCUCAGUGGCUCAGCAGCCCCUCAUCACGGCCCAGAAACCGAGGAAAGGUGAACGUGAAUGGGCAGCUGUGGUAGGUUUGGAGAUUCAUGCCCAGAUUGCCUCCAACUCCAAACUCUUCUCUGGAUCUCAAGUCGACUUUGCAGCACCUCCCAAUUCUUUGGUAUCUUUUUUUGAUGCAUCUCUGCCUGGAACUUUGCCGGUCCUCAACAGGCGGUGUGUGGAAGCAGCCGUGAUGACCGGCCUGGCCCUGGACUGCCACAUCAACAGGAGGUCCUUGUUUGACCGGAAGCACUACUUCUACGCAGACCUCCCUGCCGGCUACCAGAUUACCCAGCAGAGGCUGCCGAUCGCCGUGAAUGGGAGCUUGGCGUACAGCGUCUGUGUGGGGAAGAGGCGGAGUCAGAUGGUCACCAGGACAGCGGGGGUCAAGCAGAUCCAGCUGGAACAGGACAGCGGCAAAAGCCUCCAUGACAGCCUGCGGUCCCAGACGCUCAUUGAUUUGAAUAGAGCGGGGGUCGGCCUUCUGGAAGUGGUCCUGGAGCCUGACAUGUCCUGUGGAGAAGAGGCGGCUGCAGCCGUCAGGGAGCUACAGCUGAUUCUUCAGGCCCUGGGGACCAGCCAGGCGAACAUGGCAGAGGGCCAGUUGAGAGUGGACGCCAACAUAUCUGUGCAUAACCCUGGGGAGCCUUUGGGCAUUCGAACCGAAGUAAAGAAUCUCAAUAGUGCCAGGUUUUUGGCCAAAGCUAUAGACUAUGAAAUUCAGAGGCAAAUCAAUGAACUCGAGAAUGGAGGUAAAAUCCUGAAUGAAACUCGCUCGUUCGAUUACAAGCUGGGGUGCACCGUGCCGAUGAGAGACAAAGAAGGAAAACAAGACUACAGGUUAAUGCCGGAGCCCAACCUGCCCCCGCUGCUGCUCUACGACUCGGGGUCCCUGCCCCCUGGCACAGACCCGCAGCAGGUGAUCAACAUCGACCAGCUCCGGGAGCAGCUUCCCGAGCUGCCCCGCGUGACCCGGGAGAAGCUCGUGCAACAGUAUGGGAUGCUGCCGGAGCACAGCUUUGCCUUGCUGAAUGAAGUUGGCCUACUGGAGUUCUUCCAAAAUGUGAUAAAAGAAACUAGGGCAGAGCCAAAAAAAGUGACUAGUUGGGUCCUCAACACUUUUCUGGGCUUUUUAAAGCAACAGAACCUUGCCGUCAGUGAGAGUCCUGUCACACCCUCUGCCCUGGCUGAGCUGCUUGACCUGCUGGACAGGAAAGCCAUCUCUUCAUCCGCAGCUAAACAGGUGUUUCAGGAACUGUGGAGGAGUAAGGGCAAGACCCCAGCACAGAUCGUUGCAGAAAAGCAGCUUGAACUGAUGCAGGAUGCAGAGGCACUGGAGCAGCUCUGCCGCUCCAUGCUGGAGGCACAUCCUCAAGUGGUCACGGAUGUAAAGAAGGGAAACCCCAGGGCCAUAAACAAACUGAUCGGGUUGGUCCGAAGAGCGACUCUCGGCCGAGCAGAUCCAACGGUGAUAAAGGAGGUGCUGGAGAGGCAGCUGUCGUCGUGACAGGUUCGGGUCCCCCUGCCACGGCCGGGCUGGAGCCUGUGCGCUGACGUCCUAGGCCCCAGCCAGACGCCCCGCCUGACCUGCGCCUUGAGGUGCAACCUCCACGCAGACCAAGCCUGGCGCCAUUGCUUCAUCGACAUCACACGCUUCCGGGGGAGGUGCAGCAGUGGUGAGAAACAGCACGUCCUAGUGCGCAGUGACGCCGAGCUCAGUGCCACAUGCUGUUUCAGAUACCGUCACCACCCUAGGAAAACGUUUCAUUCCGCAGGUCCCUCAACAAAUAUUUUUAAGCACGUGCUAAGGGCCGGGCGUUGUUCCAAGUGCUGGGGAUUAGCAAUGAUGAAGAGAGGCCGUGAUCUGGAUGCAGUAUUUUGUUUGCGGCGCUCUCAUUAGUCUUAGUACCAGGAAUAAGUAUUCUCCCAUCCACUGAGUAAAAGUGAUGUUGCCCAUUCAAUGCCCAGGGAUCCCAGAAGGCAGAGGUCUGAGAAUAAAUGAUUUAUUUAUUUUUUUGGU
Aethalodelphis obliquidens (Pacific white-sided dolphin) is the source of this 2236-nucleotide messenger RNA. It is a transcript of the gene GATB, whose product is annotated as glutamyl-tRNA amidotransferase subunit B. Bases 50 to 1723 code for a protein of 557 amino acids. The record is from RefSeq and is a predicted model, not a curated record. The transcript is spliced from 13 exons. Gene Ontology annotation, cellular component: glutamyl-tRNA(Gln) amidotransferase complex; mitochondrion. Gene Ontology annotation, biological process: glutaminyl-tRNAGln biosynthesis via transamidation; mitochondrial translation. Lineage: Eukaryota; Metazoa; Chordata; Mammalia; Artiodactyla; Delphinidae. Gene Ontology annotation, molecular function: glutaminyl-tRNA synthase (glutamine-hydrolyzing) activity.